CAUUCGAGUGGAAAGUGUUUUCAUUGUUCGUUGUUUUGCAUAGUUAUCGCAAAUAUGGCCGACUACGAUUGGACUGAUCAUCAUCGGCAGCAAGUUUUACAGGGUCGCCAAAUACUGGAGCGAACCUCGGCCAGCCUUGCACGCUCCAAUCAGAUAGCCAUCGAAACGGAACAUACUGGACAUGAGGUAAUAUCAGAACUAGAAGUGCAACGCGAGUCUCUAUUGCGCAGUCAACGUCGCCUGGAAGGCGCGAAUGAAAAUCUCAGCAAAUCGGGUGCUAUCCUUCGGGCGAUGCAACGUAAUGUGCUGUUCAACAAGCUCAUCCUCGUAAUGAUCAUCGUUAUGGAAGUAGUGAUCCUCAGUGGAAUGAUCUAUUUAAAGUUUAUUCAUUGAACAUCGUUUUCCGCACGCCAAAGCGAAGCAAGUCUCCGUAUGCCAUGAUUGUACCCGAGAGCAAAGUGGUAUUACAGCGUUCUAUAAAGAUUGUCUAGGUGGUUAGCCUGGUGAUAUCA
Messenger RNA from Anopheles cruzii, 512 nucleotides. RefSeq names its product vesicle transport through interaction with t-SNAREs homolog 1B (gene Vti1b). Gene Ontology annotation, cellular component: ER to Golgi transport vesicle membrane; late endosome membrane; SNARE complex. Bases 55 to 393 code for a protein of 112 amino acids. NCBI's taxonomy places the organism in Eukaryota, Metazoa, Arthropoda, Insecta, Diptera, Culicidae. The transcript has 2 exons. Gene Ontology annotation, molecular function: SNAP receptor activity; SNARE binding. Gene Ontology annotation, biological process: vesicle fusion with Golgi apparatus; Golgi to vacuole transport; macroautophagy. The record is from RefSeq and is a predicted model, not a curated record.